CUAAUCCAACGGGCAUGCACAUCCCAGACAAAAUCCAACGGUCCAUUUGCAUUCUCCAUCUCAUAUAAGCUUCCACCACUUGACCUACAUAAACCCCAUCGAGAAUAGGGUUUUUCUCACUCUGCAAACAGAGUGAAAGAAAGAGAGAAAGCAAGGUUAUUGCAAUGGCGUUUCUUAGUAAAGUUGGGAAUGUACUGAGGCAGGCAGGCAGCAAGCAGAUCAAUGGUGAACUAUCUGCAUCCAGGCCAUCCCUCUAUCAAGCAAUAAGAUGCAUGUCAUCUUCAAAACUUUUUAUUGGAGGUAUUUCUUAUGCUACAGAUGACACUAGUCUAAGAGAAGCUUUUAGCAAAUACGGCGAGGUUAUUGAAGCAAGAGUCAUUCUGGAUCGUGAAACUGGUAGAUCUAGAGGAUUUGGUUUUGUAACUUACACAUCCAGUGAGGAGGCCUCUAGCGCCAUCCAGGCCUUGGAUGGACAGGAUCUUCAUGGUCGUCGUGUAAAGGUGAAUUAUGCAAAUGAUAGAGCUCGCGGUAGCUUUGGAGGUGGGGGCUAUGGUGCUGGAGGUGGGGGCUAUGGUGCUGGAGGUGGAGGCUAUGGUGCUGGAGGGGGCAGUUAUGGUGCUGGAGGAGGCGGCUAUGGCACUGGCAGUCGAGGCUAUAACAAUAAUUAUGGAGGUAGUUAUGGUGGUCCUGGUGAGAAUUAUGGAGCUGGUAACACUGACAGUGGCCGCUAUGCAGGUCGAAAUGUUGGCUAUUCUGGUGGAAGCACUUUUGAUGGUAGUAGCACUGGGGCGUAUGGCAGUGAUACUUGGAAUUAUGGUGGUAGUGAUGGUAAUGUUGGUGGUGGCAAUGAUAAACUUGAUAGCAGCAAUAUUGGAGGUGGUUAUGAUGGAAAUGCCACUUCAGGAUUCAGUGGUGGCAAUGAUCAAUUUGGUGGCCAUGAAAGCAGCGGCUUGGAUAAUGCAGCUGGAAAAUAUGAUCAAGAUGAAGCAUUGGACGGAAAUUUCAGGGACGAUGAUGAUAAUGCUGGUGACUUUGCCAAAAGGGCGUGACAACCGCCUAAUCUUUGGAAGCAGUUGAGCUUGCUUCCACUUCAUAUCUAAAAUAGACGUCAUUUUUUUCAAGUUUUCCCUCCAUACCUGCUGUGUUUCUAGACAGUUUGCAUCAUUUAUCAAUUUGUCCGUUAAGUAAAACUUUGAAGUUUGUUUUUUGCAAGUAAGUCUUUCACUAGAAAUAAUUGUAGUUGCGAUUAAUGUUUUUCCUGUUUUCUCCCUGAUCCAUCAUUUGUCAGCAGAUAACUCAUCACUUGUAAUUGGAUACUAUUACAAUUAUUUGUGACGAGCAUUUCUAUCGCCGGUAAUCUAUAUACUCUUUUAUCAA
Manihot esculenta (cassava) is the source of this 1377-nucleotide messenger RNA. Its product is annotated as glycine-rich RNA-binding protein 2, mitochondrial. The transcript is spliced from 5 exons. Bases 165 to 1049 code for a protein of 294 amino acids. NCBI's taxonomy places the organism in Eukaryota, Viridiplantae, Streptophyta, Magnoliopsida, Malpighiales, Euphorbiaceae. The record is from RefSeq and is a predicted model, not a curated record. Gene Ontology annotation, molecular function: RNA binding.